CUCGCGACCUUUGCCCCCUAAUAAGUGGAUAAUCAUGGCGACCACCGACGUCCAUAUUUCUUCCGUGUGGACAGAAGCUGACCCGAACGAGCGACCAGUGGUCAUCGUUGGUCAAGUAUCUAACUUGAAGAAAGUGUCUUGGGACAGCGUGAGGGGCAAGCUUCACCCAAGAGUGACGGCUGAGACUUUCAAGGAAGCCCUGAGCAACUUGCACCCUUCACCGACCGACAGCUGUCCCCUCUGGUUAAACAAUGCAACUGUCGCAGCCUUGCCCAGCAAGGCCAGUCGACACAACACGCCGUCACGUGCACAUGCCCUCAGCAAGAUCGUUCGCAGCAGUAUGGCAGGCUGCAGGGAGGAGUGCAUUGUGCUUGUUUGUGAGAAGAGUGAAGUCUUUGCAUCAGCCUGUGCUGUCUCUCGUGUUUUCCCCUCUUUCUCGAGGAAGUCAGGAUCAUCGCAGAGGCGCAAAAUUGUGGUGGAGUUUCUCCUUGUCGAUGGGGGAAAGGACAAUACCAUCUCUGAGGAUGAUGCCAAAUGUCUUCAGGCUGCCUGUAAUGCAGUACGUCUGACAGCCCAGAUUGUGGACACACCCUGCAAUGAGAUGAAUACAGAUGACUUCUUGAAUGAAAUUCAAACUGUUGGGAGCCAAGUUGGCAUAACCCCUGUGAUCAUCCGUGGAGAGGAGCUGAAACAGAGGGGAUUUGGAGGUAUCUAUGGAGUGGGUAAGGCAGCAGAUCAUCCCCCUGCACUCGCCAUCCUGAGUCACCGGCCCACAGGUGCUACUCAGACUGUGGCGUGGGUAGGAAAGGGCAUUGUGUAUGACACAGGAGGACUUAGCAUCAAGGGCAAGACCGCUAUGCCAGGAAUGAAGAGAGACUGUGGCGGUGCUGCUGCUGUGUUGGGGGCAUUUUGUGCUGCUGUCCAACAGGGCUUCCAGGACAACCUCCAUGCAAUAUUCUGCCUGGCAGAGAAUGCUGUGGGGCCACUUGCUACAAGACCAGACGACAUUCACAAACUCUACUCAGGACGGACUGUAGAGAUCAACAACACUGAUGCUGAGGGCCGCUUGGUACUUGGAGAUGGGGUGGCCUAUGCUGCAAAGGACCUCCAGGCAGACAUCAUUGUGGACAUGGCCACCCUUACUGGUGCUCAGGGUAUCUCUGUUGGGAAAUACCAUGCUGCCAUCCUUACUAACAAUGAGCAGUGGGAGCAGGCUUGUGUAACAGCAGGGCGGAAGUCAGGUGACCUGGUGCACCCCCUACCAUACUGCCCAGAACUGCACUUCAGUGAGUUCAAUAGUGCUGUUGCUGAUAUGAAGAACUCAGUAGCUGACAGGAACAAUGCCCAGAGCUCAUGUGCAGGUCUCUUCAUUGGUGCCCACCUUGGAUUUGACUGGCCAGGGAUUUGGCUUCAUAUAGACAUGGCAGCACCAGCACAUGCGGGUGAGCGUGCUACUGGCUAUGGUGUAGCCUUGCUGCUAGCUCUGUUUGGCCGUGCAUCAGAGACAGAUCUCCUGCAGGCUGUGUCUCCACUGGGACCUGUCCAAGACAAGCAGGAGGACAUCAUGGAAAAUGCAUGCAAGAAACGCAAACUGGUGUAAGGAUGAGGAAGCCCACUUUCAUGCAAAUGUGGACAUGGAUGACACAUCCGAUGAUCGUCAAAGUCUCCUCAGUUUUGACCAACUUUGGAAUACAUGUAGUUUGGGAAGUGAUAAAAAUCAUGCAAUUCAACUUCUUAGUGUCAUGCAUUGGAUGUUAAAAUUUUCAUAGUUUCAAUUUUCUAUUGUUUUUUUCGUGGAGGAAAAGAGCCUACAAGAAAAUGGGGCAAAUACAAGAAUUCAUACCAUUUUACAUUAUCAUGUCACAUACAUGUACCUAAGUGUAGAAUUGUGCAGUUAGGAUGGUCACAUAUAAGGGUAUAGCAACUUGCAAGGUACUUCAUCACAUUACCCAUUUGACACUUAAGUUAAGUACAUUUUCUGAUCAUUAUAUUCCACAAUAAUGAUAGUAUUAUUCAAUUAACAUACAUGUUUGCAUCAAUUGUAUACCCGUACUAAACACUGUCAAAAUACAAGAGGAAAGAAAUCAGAUUGUUGUGGUAGCACUGUGGUCUGAUUUUAUCCUGUAAGCAGACGAUUGUAAGAGUACUUCAAUGAUUAUGGAUCACUUCAUUUCUGGUGUAAGAUAUACAUGUAUGACACUUCAGUCAUUUAAUCAACAGGCUACUGAACAGGUUGGAAAGAGUCACACUUGUAUGCAAAUUAAAGAGGGCUGCAUGUUCUAAGCUCUGAUUGGUCACUUUGGAUAACCUGUGUCUGAUUGGUUGAUUGAAUAAAUCAGUUGCGUAUCACAAUGAA
Branchiostoma floridae (Florida lancelet) is the source of this 2356-nucleotide messenger RNA. Its product is annotated as probable aminopeptidase NPEPL1. The transcript has 12 exons. NCBI's taxonomy places the organism in Eukaryota, Metazoa, Chordata, Leptocardii, Amphioxiformes, Branchiostomatidae. Gene Ontology annotation, molecular function: manganese ion binding; metalloaminopeptidase activity. Gene Ontology annotation, biological process: proteolysis. Gene Ontology annotation, cellular component: cytoplasm. The record is from RefSeq and is a predicted model, not a curated record. Bases 35 to 1600 code for a protein of 521 amino acids.